This is a messenger RNA of Myxocyprinus asiaticus (Chinese sucker), 438 nucleotides long. RefSeq names its product fer3-like protein (gene ferd3l). The record is from RefSeq and is a predicted model, not a curated record. Lineage: Eukaryota; Metazoa; Chordata; Actinopteri; Cypriniformes; Catostomidae. The transcript has a single exon. Gene Ontology annotation, biological process: developmental process; regulation of transcription by RNA polymerase II. Gene Ontology annotation, molecular function: protein dimerization activity; RNA polymerase II transcription regulatory region sequence-specific DNA binding; DNA-binding transcription factor activity, RNA polymerase II-specific. Bases 1 to 438 code for a protein of 145 amino acids.
AUGGAUAUCCAAAGAUCAUUUUUGAAUCCAACUAUGUUUGAUUUGGUCAGUGAUGUGAACUUCAUUGAGAUGAUGCCAAACAUGCACAGCACCGAUUGCAUUGGACGCCCACAGGACUUGACAUCCAUUCACGGGCUCGACAUCUCAACGCCUCGAUCUAACGACUUUUGCACGCUGUCAUCUGCCGCCACAUCUCCGGUGAUCACCGUCAGCUCCGGUACCGGGAAACCCAAGCGGAAACGGGUGAUCAGCACGGUCCAGCGGCAGGCCGCCAACGUCCGAGAGCGCAAGCGGAUGUUCAGCCUGAACGAAGCGUUUGACCGGUUGCGCCGGAAGGUUCCCACGUUCGCGUACGAGAAGAGACUGUCGCGGAUAGAGACUCUGCGUCUGGCCAUCGUUUAUAUCGACUUCAUGACGGAGAUCCUACAGGAAAAUUAA